CACAUAUGUGGAUAUAGGAUGUCCUUUAGUUGGGUUACUUGAUCUAUUUAUACUCCUGUUUUGCAUUACAAUCCUUCAUACUCAACACCUUAGAAAACGCAUUCUCAAUUUUCCUCUUUCUCUUUAAUUCUCUUCUAAAUAAAAGGGAAGUUGCUUAAAAAUAUGGCUCUUUGUGGAAAGAGUAAUAACUAUUCUAGUGUUGAUAUGGAAGUGGGAAAAGAAUUAGUUUUAGGUGCAUGGGAUUAUAAAGGUCGUCCUGCUGAACGUUCUAAAACUGGUGGUUGGAAGGCUGCGGCCAUGAUCCUAGGAGGGGAAGCAUGUGAAAGAUUGACAACACUAGGGAUAGCUGUUAAUUUGGUGACAUAUUUAACAGGAGUUAUGCAUUUAGGCAAUGCUGCUUCUGCUAAUACUGUCACUAAUUUCAUGGGCACUUCUUUUAUGCUUUGCUUGCUUGGCGGUUUUAUUGCUGACACUUUUCUUGGACGGUAUCUAACCAUUGCUAUAUUCGCCACAGUUCAAGCAUCGGGUGUGGCAGUAUUAACCAUAUCAACAAUAAUCUCAAGCCUUCGACCACCGCCAUGCGCAGCCAAUUCAGAUGCUUGCAUACCGGCCACAGACACACAACUCGGUGUGCUCUACCUAGCACUAUACCUCACCGCGCUAGGCACAGGCGGAGUAAAGUCAAGUGUGUCUGGUUUUGGAUCAGAUCAAUUUGAUGAAACAAACAAGGAAGAAAAGGCACAAAUGUUAAAGUUUUUUAAUUGGUUCUUUUUCUUCAUAAGUUUAGGGUCACUUGCUGCGGUGACAGUAUUGGUGUACAUACAAGAUAAUAUGGGCAGGCAGUGGGGUUAUGGAAUAUGUGCUAGUGCUAUAAUGUUAGCACUAGUAGUGUUCCUAAUUGGAACAAGACGCUACCGUUUUAAGAAGCUUGUGGGAAGCCCAUUGACCCAAAUAGCCUCUGUAUUUGUGGCAGCUUGGAGGAAAAGGCACAUGGAGAUACCUUCUGAUUCAUCCCUUCUUUUCAAGAUUGAUGAUUUGUUAGAUAGUGGCAAAAAUAUAAAGCAAAAAUUGCCUCAUAGUAAACAAUUCAGGUUUUUGGACAAGGCAGCAAUAAAGGAUCCUCAAAUGCCAGCAAUUGUUACUAACGUGAACAAAUGGUACUUAGCAACAUUAACUGAUGUAGAAGAGGUAAAAUUGGUGCUCAGGAUGCUACCAAUUUGGGCCACGACCAUUAUUUUUUGGACUAUUUAUGCUCAAAUGAGUACAUUCUCUGUCUCACAAGCAACCACAAUGGAUCGUCACAUCGGAAAAACUUUUGAAAUUCCGGCUGCAUCACUCACUGUGUUCUUCGUAGGCAGCAUCCUAAUCACGGUGCCAAUAUAUGAUCGAGUCGUUGUUCCUAUAGCCAAGAGGUUGCUUCAUAACCCUCAAGGGCUUAGUCCACUUCAAAGGAUCGGUGUUGGCCUCGUAUUUUCAAUAAUUUCUAUGGUAUCUGCUGCUCUUGUCGAAAUUAGACGUUUAAAAGUCGCACAAAAUGCAGGACUGGUAAACAAGCCUCAUGAAGUUGUCCCAAUAAGUGUAUUUUGGCUCAUACCACAAUUUUUCUUUGUGGGUGGCGGGGAAGCCUUUACAUAUAUUGGGCAACUAGACUUUUUCUUAAGAGAAUGUCCUAAAGGUAUGAAAACUAUGAGUACUGGACUAUUUUUGACCACACUUUCCCUAGGGUUUUUCAUUAGUUCUGUUCUUGUUAGUGUGGUGCACAAGAUAACCGGUGAUACACAUCCAUGGAUAGCUGAUAAUUUGAACCAAGGAAGGCUAGACUAUUUCUAUUGGUUGCUAGCGGGUUUAAGUUCAUUGAAUUUGUUGGUAUAUUUGGUAUUCGCUAAGUGGUACGUUUACAAGGAAACAUGGCUAGCUGAGCAGGGUUAUGUUGUGGAAGAAGAAAAUGGACCGACUUGCCAUUAGUGUCAUACCUGAAGCAAAAUCAAAAAAAUUUUGCUUCUAUUUAACUUAUUUUGUUGCAUUCUUACAUAAAAGCUCUCACGUUAUAAAUAGAAUGUAUUAAAAUGUGGGAUGGGAGUAUAUCUGUAAUAUGUAUGUUUUGAAUUUUUUAUUCGAUAUGAAAAGAUGUGUGGUUCUUGUAUGGUUAAAAUCCUACUAGCAAUUUAGCUUUUUGUAAACUUUGUGAUGUUGUAAAGGUGCCUGUGAAACAAAAUGGGCGCAAGGCAACAAAAAGUAGUGAUAGAUACUCCUACUACGUACUAGUAAUGUAUUUGGUAAAUGUGGAAUGGGAAAUGCAAUGCUUUUGUUGCAAUUUGAAGAACAUUAGCACUAAUGACCCAAUUGAUUA
Amaranthus tricolor (Joseph's coat) is the source of this 2350-nucleotide messenger RNA. Its product is annotated as protein NRT1/ PTR FAMILY 6.3-like. Gene Ontology annotation, cellular component: membrane. The coding region runs from base 163 to 1965 and encodes 600 amino acids. The record is from RefSeq and is a predicted model, not a curated record. Gene Ontology annotation, biological process: oligopeptide transport; transmembrane transport; response to nitrate. Gene Ontology annotation, molecular function: nitrate transmembrane transporter activity. The transcript has 5 exons. Lineage: Eukaryota; Viridiplantae; Streptophyta; Magnoliopsida; Caryophyllales; Amaranthaceae.